Scomber japonicus (chub mackerel) is the source of this 1986-nucleotide messenger RNA. Its product is annotated as NLR family CARD domain-containing protein 3-like. The annotation marks the transcript as partial. Lineage: Eukaryota; Metazoa; Chordata; Actinopteri; Scombriformes; Scombridae. The transcript has 4 exons. The record is from RefSeq and is a predicted model, not a curated record. Gene Ontology annotation, molecular function: protein binding.
CGACGUAAACUCAAGUCUAACCUGGAGAAGAAGUUCCAGUGUGUGUUUGAGGGGAUCGCUAAAGCAGGAAACCCAACCCUUCUGAAUCAGAUCUACACACCGCUCUACAUCACAGAGGGAGGGACUGCAGAGGUCAAUGAUGAACAUGAGGUCAGACAGAUUGAAACAGCAUCCAGGAAACCAGACAGACCAGAAACAACAAUCAAACAAGAAGACUUCUUUAAAGCCUCAUCUGGAAGAGGUGAACCAAUCAGAACGGUGAUGACAAAGGGAGUGGCUGGCAUUGGGAAAACAGUCUUAACACAGAAGUUCACUCUGGACUGGGCUGAAGACAAAGCCAACCAGGACAUACACUUCACAUUUCCAUUCACUUUCAGAGAGUUGAAUGUGCAGAAAGAGAAAAAGUACAGCUUGGUGGAACUUGUUCAUCACUUCUUUACUGAAACCAAAGAAGCAGGAAUCUGCAGGUUUGAAGAGUUCCAGGUUGUGUUCAUCUUUGACGGUCUGGAUGAGUGUCGACUUCCUCUGGACUUCCACAACACUGAGAUCCUGACUGAUGUUACAGAGUCCACCUCAGUGGAUGUGCUGCUGACAAACCUCAUCAGGGGGAAACUGCUUCCGUCUGCUCACCUCUGGAUAACCACACGACCUGCAGCAGCCAAUCAGAUCCCUCCUGAGUGUGUCGGCAUGGUGACAGAGGUCAGAGGGUUCACUGACCCACAGAAGGAGGAGUACUUCAGGAAGAGAUUCAAAGAUGAGGAGCAGGCCAGCACCAUCAUCUCCCACAUCAAGACAUCACGAAGCCUCCACAUCAUGUGCCACAUCCCAGUCUUCUGCUGGAUCACUGCUACAGUUCUGGAGGAUGUGCUGAAAAGCAGAGAGGGAGGAGAGCUGCCCAAGUCGCUGACUGAGAUGUACAUCCACUUCCUGGUGCUUCAGUCCAAACUGAAGAAGGUCAAGUAUGAUGGAGGAGCUGAGACAGAUGCACACUGGAGUCCAGAGAGCAGGAAGAUGAUUGAGUCUCUGGGAAAACUGGCUUUUGAGCAGCUGCAGAAAGGCAACCUGAUCUUCUAUGAAUCAGACCUGACAGAGUGUGGCAUCGAUAUCAGAGCAGCCUCAGUGUGCUCAGGAGUGUUCACACAGGUCUUUAAAGAGGAGAGAGGGCUGUACCAGGACACGGUGUUCUGCUUCGUCCAUCUGAGCCUUCAGGAGUUUCUGGCUGCUCUUCAUGUCCAUCUGACAUUCAUCAAGUCUGGAGUCAAUCUGCUGGAAGAACAACAAACAACAUCCUGGACUGAAGUGUUCCGAGGCAAACCAACACGUUUCUACCAGAGUGCUGUGGACGAGGCCUUAAAGAGUCCAAAUGGCCACCUGGACUUGUUCCUCCGCUUCCUCCUGGGUCUUUCACUGCAGACCAAUCAGACUCUCCUACGAGGUCUGCUGACACAGACAGGAAGUAGCUCACAGAUCAAUCAGGAAACAGUCGAGUACAUCAAGAAGAAGCUCAGUGAGAAUGUGUCUGCAGAGAGAAGCAUCAAUCUGUUCCACUGUCUGAAUGAACUGAAGGACCGGUCUCUAGUGGAGGAGAUCCAACAGUCCCUGAGAUCAGGAAGUCUCUCCACAGAUAACCUGUCUCCUGCUCAGUGGUCAGCUCUGGUCUUCAUCUUACUGUCAUCAGAAAAAGAUCUGGAUGUGUUUGACCUGAAGAAAUACUCUGCUUCAGAGGAGGCUCUUCUGAGGCUGCUGCCAGUGCUGAGUAACAACAACCUGCAGGAUUCAGGAGUGAAGCAGCUGUGUGCUGCACUGGAGAGUCCACACUGUGGACUGGAAACUCUCCUACUCGGCUGUAAUCUCUCAGAGAGAAGCUGUGCAGCUCUGUCCUCAGUUCUCAGCUCCCAGUCCUCUAGUCUGAGAGAUCUGGACCUGAGUAACAACAACCUGCAGGAUUCAGGAGUGAAGCAGCUUUCUGCUGGACUGGAGAGUUAA